Molecule: messenger RNA, 4586 nt
Organism: Oncorhynchus gorbuscha (pink salmon)
Lineage: Eukaryota; Metazoa; Chordata; Actinopteri; Salmoniformes; Salmonidae
Product: chordin-like
Exons: 21
Coding region: 283-3144 (953 amino acids)
Biological process (GO): multicellular organism development
Molecular function (GO): protein binding
Source: RefSeq, a predicted model, not a curated record
UAUAAAGUGGGAAGGGACCCGCACGGACGGGACAUACGCUUCUGGGCUGGGUACAGUCAUUGUCUCAGAAAACCUACAAACUCUUUCGUCACUUUCUCUGCUUUUCUCUCUCGCAUAACUUGGGAGACUUUAUUUCUGAAUAGGAAUAACUUCAAUACCAUCAACGAAUAGGCUAUCUGGUGACGUGAAUGCUAACAUAUUCAUGCUCAUUUAGGGAAGGUGUAUUACUGGAGUGACAACUUACCUACACGUGAAAGCUUCAAGAACAAAAAAGGAAAAGAGAUGCUGCCCCUCUCCAGUAUGCAGACUCGCGGAGCGCUGAGUUCCUUGAUGUGCGUGAUGAGUUGCGCGUUGCUGCACUCUGGACUGGCCUCACGGCUGAAGUCUCCCAUUCUGCCCAUCCAGUCGGAGAGGGAGCCUUUCACAUCCAAGGGCAUGUCAGGAUGUUCAUUUGGAGGAAGAUUUUAUUCGCUGGAGGACACUUGGCACCCUGACCUCGGGGAGCCGUUUGGGGUCAUGCACUGUGUCAAAUGUUACUGUGAGACACAAAGGGGUCGUAAGGGUAAGGUGUUGGGAAAGGUGAGCUGUAAGAACGUCAAGCGGGACUGUCCUGAGCCUAGCUGUGAUGCCCCAGUGCUGCUACCUGGACAAUGCUGCAAGACCUGCCCCAAAGGCGAUGUGGACAGGAAGCAAGUGGAGGCAAUGUUUGAUGGCUUCGAGUACUUCCAGGAGAAGGAGAAAGAGGAUGACCUGCACAAGACCUACAAUGACCGCUCAUACCUCAGCUCCGAGGACAUUUCCCCUGGGGAGAGCCGUACUGACUUUGUAGCAGUGUUGACGGGAGUGACAGACUCCUGGUUACCCAGCUCCAGUGGUGUGGCCCGGGCACGCUUCUCUCUCACUAGAACCAGCCUGACCUUCUCCAUCACCUACCAGAGGAUCGGGCCACCAAGCAGGGUUGUCUUCCUUGAUUCUGAUGGAAACACUGCGUUUGAAUACAAGACCCCUAAGGGAGACUCAGACAUGAUCUGUGGAGUGUGGAAGAAUCUUCCCCAAUCCCACGUGCGACAGCUACAGGCAGAACAACUUCGGGUUACUAUGACAACAGACACCGGUAGACGGGAGGUGAUCGAAGGAAAGAUCAUCAAACACAGAGCACUGUUUGCAGAGACGUUCAGCUCCACUCUGACCUCAGAAGAGGAGCAUUCUGGGAUGGGAGGCAUCGCCAUGCUGACUCUGAGUGACACAGAGAAUAACCUUCACUUUGUUCUCAUACUGCGGGGACUGAUACAACAUAGAGAGAGAGACUCCCCCUUGGUGCCCAUCCAGGUACGACUGCAGUACCGACAACACGUCCUGAGAGAGAUCCAUGCCAAUGUCACCUCCUAUGACACAGACUUUGCUGAGGUGCUGACAGACCUGAACAGUCGGGAGCUCUUCUGGUUGUCAAGGGGCCAGCUAGUGAUCACCGUGGAAACUGAGGUCCAGGACCCCCGACACAUCUCCGGCUUCAUCACUGGCAGGAAGUCAUGUGACACCAUCCAGAGUGUCAUGUCCAGUGGUGAUGCAUUGACACCAGGGAAGACAGGCGGUGUGGGAUCAGCAUUCUUUCAUCUCCAUGACAACGGCACCCUGGACUACCAGGUUCAGCUAGUAGGGGUAUCGAGUGAGGUGAUGGGUUUGACCAUUGAGCUAAAGCCUCGGCGGCGCAGUAAGCGCUCCGUGCUGUAUGACCUAACUCCAGAGUUCGACAGGCCCAGCGGGCGGGCGGCUGGCAGCUGGAGUCGCGUAGAGGCUCGUCACAUCCACAUGCUGCUGCAGAAUGAACUGUUCAUCAACGUGGCUACCGCACACAGCCAGGAGGGGGAGCUACGCGGACAGAUCAAAGGCCUGCUCUACAGCGGCCUGGAGGCACCCAGACACGAGAUUCCUGUCCCUCUGGCAGGCCAGUUUGUGGCUCCUCCAGUCCUGACCAGUGCUGGGGGCCAUGCCUGGGUGUCCGUGGACGAGCGCUGUCACCUCCAUUAUGAGAUCGUGGUGGCAGGCCUCAGCAAAGCUGAUGACCUCACAGUCAACGCCCACCUCCACGGAUUGGCUGAAAUCGGAGAACUUGACGAACGCAGCACCAAUCACAAGAGACUGCUGACAGGGUUCUACGGUUCUCAGGCCCAGGGUGUGUUGAAGGACAUCAGUGUAGAGUUGUUGCGUCACCUGGACAGAGGGACAGCCUUCAUCCAGGUCAGCACCAAGGUCAACAUCAGAGGAGAGAUACGUGGACGGGUUCAUGUGCCUAAUAACUGUGAGUUUCGGACAAAGGGUGAGGUGGAGUUGGCGGAGUUUGAUGAUCUGUUUGUGCGUGAUCCUGAGGAACUAAAGAAAGACCCCCACACAUGUUUCUUCGAGACUCAACACCACGCCCACGGCUCACUCUGGACCCCCAACUACAACCACUGUUUCACCUGCAGCUGUCAGAAGCGCACAGUGAUCUGUGACCCGGUCAUCUGUCCAGUCCUCACCUGCUCUCGCACCAUCCAGCCUGACGACAAGUGCUGCCCCAUGUGUGUUGAGAGGAAAAACCCCAAGGAAAUGAAGACGCCAGAGAGGCUAGACGAGCAUCCAGAAGGUUGUUACUUUGAGGGGGAUCAGAAGAUGCAUGCUCCUGGGUCUACCUGGCAUCCAUUCGUCCCUCCAUUUGGCUACAUCAAGUGUGCCCUCUGCACCUGCAAGGGGGCGACAGGCGAGGUGCACUGUGAGAAGGUGACGUGUCCAGCCCUGACCUGCAGUCGUCCGGUACGCCGUAGCCCCUCAGACUGCUGUAAGGAAUGUCCGGAGGAAGACAACCCCCCCCUGGAGCACGCUGACAUGAUGCAGGCAGACGGGACGAGUCACUGCAAGUUUGGGAAGAACUUCUACCAGAACAGUGACAACUGGCACCCCCGUGUGCCCCUGAUGGGAGAGAUGAAGUGCAUUACCUGCUGGUGUGACCAUGGUGUGACUAAGUGUCAGAGGAAACAGUGUCCAGUCCUGACCUGUAGUAACAUCACCCGCCGGGAGGGCAUGUGCUGUCCUGAGUGCCAAGAUUCCAAAGAGGAAGAGGAGGAGCUGAUGAAAGUUCCGGAAAAGAAGAACAGCUGUAGACACUGAGCUGAGACCGCCUCUCCACCCGCAUCCCCCCUUCUACCUUCUCCCCCCCCCCCACACUCUCUACCUACCCCCUCAUGGGGAGACCUAGACCUGCACACUGGGUCAGCUAACACCCCCUAAAGCCAAGCCCCCUAUGAUCCUCCUACCCCGUCCCACAACCCCCUGUCCACUCCCACCCCUUAGUCAACCUCUGGAUUGUAACGACAGAAGGAAAGACAAGCAGAGAAAAAGAAGCAGAAAGAGGAGCACCAAGGAGUCAUGGAAGGGACUGAGGACGUACAGUCCACAGAAGCUAACUAAAAGAAUGGAAAGAAAGGACCAAAAAGAGAUAUGAAAUGGACCAACAUAACUGCUGCAGCUGUGUCUUUGACUGGUAUCUCCUUUGAAAUGUGUCUUUGACUGGUAUCUCCUUUGAAAUGUGUCUUUGACUGGUAUCUCCUUUGAAAUGUGUCUUUUGACUGGUAUCUCCUUUGAAAUGUGUCUUUGACUGGUAUCUCCUUUGAAAUGUGUCUUUUGACUGGUAUCUCCUUUGAAAUGUGUCUUUGACUGGUAUCUCCUUUGAAAUGUGUCUUUUGACUGGUAUCUCCUUUGAAAUGUGUCUUUUGACUGGUAUCUCCUUUGAAAUGUGUCUUUUGACUGGUAUCUCCUUUGAAAUGUGACUUUUGUUGUUGUUUUUGUUUCUAGUUGUUUUUCUUCCUCUUGAUGAAUAUUACCCUUUCAAAAAUCACACACAAUUACCCUUCAUAUUGGAAUACCGGUACACAAGGUGACACUGUUUGUUGUUUAGUUGUUCAAAUGGAUGUAUUGGUAGUCUUGAUUAGGAAUGAUUUCUGAAGUUCAGCCCUAAGUUGUGUUUGUGCAUACUCACUUUUGAGAGUGUGUGUGUGUGUGUGUGUGUGUGUGUGUGUGUGUGUGUGUGUGUGUGUGUGUGUGUGUGUGUGUGUGUGUGUGUGUGUGUGUGUGUGUGUGUGUGUGUGUGUGUGUGUGUGUGUGUGUGUGUGUGUAUUUACCAGUGGUAAAAGGCUUGCUAAACUGCCACAAACAUACGAGGCAGUAAACUUACUGGGUGGCUAGAUGGAAACACACACACAAAGCAGACUGAGCAUCACUGACGAUCUCAUAAAUCAGCACCACACAUAUGUUCUCUUAUCCCAUCCAGUCAGCACCAAUAGAACACUUCCCUUGGAAAAGCAUAACAAGAAUCUAUUCUAAUUGCUUACUGAAGAGAUUAGAAUAUACAGUAAGUUUACAUGAACAUCUGUUUUAGAUUUAUUUACAGCUCUGACCUGUAUUGCACCUCUUCAUGUGCUCGUUCAUGAUAUCAGUUUCUCAUUUCAGUAAUAUGUGUAAUUAUUUUAUAAUACUUUGUAUUAGUGUUGUUAUUUUUAUGAAUCUUGCUUGUAUUUAUUGACCGUGUGAAGGAAAAAAUAAAAGUUGUUGGU